CUUUGUUUUGUGUUUCUAUGGCAUGCAUGUCUAAUAAGUAUGGACUUAUGGUCCAUCAUGUACUGGGAGGUAUGAGAUAUUACUAGUCAACGGUUCAUCUUUGAGCAAUAAUUUGAGUUGGAAAACUGAGGAAGCUAACAUAAUGGAUAAUCUUCGAUACAUCACAAUUGCCGAAAAGGAAAAAUAAAAUAAAAACAGAUUUAAGGUAAAUCAUCAUAUGCAUGCAUGUUAUGUUACUCUAUCAUGUCGGUAGUCAGCUUGCAUAUAUAUUGGUCCAUAUAGCAUAUAUGGGGUAAAUUAUUUUAGUCGUUUAUAUAAUGAUAAUUCUCUUCUUGCAAAUCAUUGUGUACUAGUUCAAUCUACUUUGUAUUUGUGUGUAUAAUAUUUUUUGUAAGUGUCAUUAAGAAAUAUAUUCUCGGUUUAUGAAAAUGUGUGGUAGAUGGCAACAACAAAUGAUGCAAAAGAAGGAAACUAUAUAUGGUCAGAUGAUGAGAUGGUACUCUUCUGUGAAAUUUUAAUCGCAUCUUUUGUGAAAAAUGGGCGAGGACAAGGAGUUAAGUGGUCCUUAGUUCAGAAACAGUUGGAGAAUGAACUAAGUCGAAAAUGUCCAGUAAAAUCUUUAAAGAAUAAGUAUGAUUCAAUGAAGAGAGAUUGGCGGCUUUGGAAGUUCUUGAAAACAGGAGAAACUGGCCUUGGGUGGGAUUCAGUGACAGGAAAGAUACAAGCCUCAAAUGAUUGGUGGGAAAAAAAAAUUAUGGAGAAACGUGAGGUAAAGAAGUUUCGAAAUAAAGGAUUGCUUCCUGCCAUAGAAGAUUUAUGGAAUCAAUUAUUUCAAGAUGGUUAUGCUACAGGUGCUAAUGUUGUGUCAACUAAUAUUGAUCCAUCAAGUAUGAAACAGGAUGAAAGAAGUGGUGGAGAUAAGAAUGAGAAUAAUGUUGAUGAACAUUGUCAUCUCUUAGAAUUAAUGUUUCUAAAGCAUUUCUUUAAAUAAUAAAAGGACGCUAUUGGAUGCAUUGAUGGAACACACAUAAAUGCAUGUAUACCCGAGACAGAGCAAUUGCGUUAUAGAGGGAGAAAAGGAAACCCUACUUUCAAUGUCAUGGCAACAUGUGAUUUUGAUAUGUGUUUCACUUUUAUUUCUCUUGGAUGGGAAGGAUCCGCUCAUGACACUCGGGUUUUUCUUCAUGCACUUAAUACACAAGAACUGAACUUUCCGAAACCCCCAGAAGGUAAGUACUACUUGGUGGACAAAGGAUAUCCGGACAGAAAAGGCUAUUUGGUACCAUACCCGAAAACAAGGUACCACAAGGAUGAAUUCACGAAUAUGCCACCGACUAAUGAAAGAGAAGCCUUUAAUCGAUCUCAUUCAUCCCUACGAAGUUGUAUUGAGAGAUCAUUUGGAGUUUUGAAAAAAAGAUGGAAAAUAUUAGGGCAAAUGCCACAAUUCAGUGUCGAGACUCAACUUGAUGUCAUUAUGGCCGCUUUUGCCUUGCAUAACUACAUACGAAAAAAUUCUACAGAGGACCUUAUCUUUAGAAUGGUCGAUGAGAAUCCUGAUUACAUGCCUUGUGAAGAACUUCCCGACGUUAUCCAUGCUAGAAACAAUGAAACGUCAAGAGAGACUUCUAAAGAAAUGGAAAAAGUUCGUGAUGACAUUGCUUCUUUGAUUUGGAAAGCACAAUGAUUGUAUUUUAAAAUAAAGUACAAUAUAUGUUUUAUAUUAAUAAUAAUUUUAUUUCUGCAAAAUAUAAUGAUAUGUUGAUUUAAAAUUUCAGCUACAGUCAUAAAUAAUUUUACCAAACAGGUUAUGCAAUCAGCUAGCUUAUCAGUUUCAGCACCUUAACAGUUUCAGCUGCUACCUAAUCAGUUUCAGUCACCUUAUCAGUUUCAGCUCCAUUUCACCUUAAU
Molecule: messenger RNA, 1908 nt
Organism: Beta vulgaris subsp. vulgaris (sugar beet)
Lineage: Eukaryota; Viridiplantae; Streptophyta; Magnoliopsida; Caryophyllales; Amaranthaceae
Product: protein ALP1-like
Exons: 3
Coding region: 1100-1684 (194 amino acids)
Source: RefSeq, a predicted model, not a curated record